UCCUGUCUCCCGAUGGCGAGACUCGAUCCGCGAGUCUUCUGAGAUAAUGCAACAAAAAGAAAAUGCAACAAAUGGAAAUGUCGGCGGCUUGUGCCACAAUUUUCGGACGAUUAAAAAAGGAUAUAGAGAGUGCUGGUGGAGCUGGGAGCUGGACCGAUAAACCCCAGAGCAAAUGUUAAGGAAGCCAAAAGGAUGCGAUAUUAGUGUGUGCAAGAUAUUAACAGCAUAUUUGACAUAACAAUAUGGAGAGUGUCCUGCCAAGUAGCAGUAGCAGCAACAGGAAGCAAUUUUUCAUCUUAUGCUAGUUUUUAUUAGCCACUCAACCCCACACACUCAGCACCCAGCAUCAGUUCAAGGCAUUCAUGGCAUCCUCAUAAGGAUACACUCCUUCUCCUUAAGAUUCUUGGCUUAGCCAGGGACAUGCUUGGGCAGCUCAUAAGAAGGCAUAAAGUAUGACAGACAUUUUGGCAACACUUUGCAGACCGUUAGCAGUCCCGGCUUUUUAAAUUGUUAAUGCUAAACGACUCGAGUGGGAGUGGGAUAGUGGUGGAAAUAUACCCGGAAAGACAAAGGAGCUGUCAUAAUUCGCUGGAAAAUAUUGUCACCCCAAAAGAACUGCACUCAUAUGGAGCCAAUUUUUGUUUGGCUCCAUUUCUGGCCAAGACAUUAGUUGGUUAUUAUAUGGGAGCUCCAAUCCGGGCCUCUUCAGCUGCCCGGAAGUUUGCACCAUUUUCUAAUAAUGUAACGGAAGCAAUUAAUAAGAUGAUGAUAACAAUGCCAGAAAAUCCCAGUCACAGUCCCGUCUUAAUGAAACUCUCUCCCAACUUCAUCAUGUCUUUCCCCACAAAGUUCAACAAGGAAAUGCUGGUGGAGUUUGGAGCCGCCUUCAUGCAUUAUAUGGAGAGACACAAGCUAAUGGAGGUAAUGAGUCGCAUUUUGGCAGAGAUCGUAGUGGCCGAUGGUGUCUCCGAUGUGCGUCUUUGGAUGGGCAAGAAUAUUCGAAGGAUUGGAGUUGAUAUAUAUUCAAAGUCCUUGGAUGCUUUUCAUCGUGGAGUUCAGGGGGACUUUUACCAAAUGCCUAGGAACUUCUAUCACAGGAUUGUGAUCCAUGGCAAGCCAGGAUCGGGUCGCAAGUCCUUGGCUCAUGUGCUGGCCCAACGCUGGGAUCUACUGAUCCUAGAUGCCGAUGUCCUGAUCUAUCACAGCAUCAAUGGAGCCGAGCAGAAUGAGUUUACCCGACUGCUACAAGAGGGCAUUGAAGAGGAUUGUGUUUACAAGAGAUCCGAGGCUGUGGGGAAACUCAUCCAGAGGCGACUUCUUAAGGAAGAUGCUUUACAUCGUGGCUGGAUCCUAUUUAAUUAUCCCAAUAACAAAUGUGAGGCCAAGGAGCUCUUUGAGGGCUUCACUGUGCCACCAAAUAAGUUCAUCUUUCUGCAAAUCGAUGAACGCAUGGCCAGGAUGAGGAUCCUGGUCAAUAGCUACUCCCCAGGACCUCAGUCCAACAUCAGUUACCUGGAUCGACAGAUGCAACAGUUCCGUAAGAGUGAACCUGCCAUGAACAUCUAUCUUAGCCAACGCCGUGAGGUGAUCUAUGUGGAUGCCACACCUUGUUUCGAGGAGGUCAAAUGCCAAAUUGUCUCUCAACUCACCAAGACGCCCUACGUUCUGGGCAAGAAAUAUGCCGAGGCCAAUUUCGUAAUCUGAAUUCGAUUCAAAGCAAAGUGCUUUGGCUCCCAAAAUUGACUAAAAAUGUGUGUUUGAAAGUCCUUUUCUCUGAUUACUCUCGUUAUUAUUAUUAUUUGCUCAAGUGUCUGA
Molecule: messenger RNA, 1815 nt
Organism: Drosophila serrata
Lineage: Eukaryota; Metazoa; Arthropoda; Insecta; Diptera; Drosophilidae
Biological process (GO): nucleobase-containing compound metabolic process
Molecular function (GO): ATP binding; nucleobase-containing compound kinase activity
Source: RefSeq, a predicted model, not a curated record